AUGCUCGCUUCUCGCUGGGCCGCCGCAUCUGAGCAGCAGAACUCAGCCGCAUCGCCGCCGCCACCACCGCCGCAAACGCAAUCCCCGCCCGCGAAGGCCGACGACAGCGCAUUACCCACGUCCGCGCACCAAGAGACCUCCUCCACGAACGGCGACAACAAUGUUUCCACCACCGCGCCGCCGCAAACGGUCGACGUCACCACCGCCACGCCGGACACGGGCUUGUACAGCCCCGACCCCAUGAUCGACGAGUUCGCGCAGACGCGCGAGGACGACGACCUCUUCGAUGACGACUUCACUCCCGUCGCCGGCGAGCCUGUCGUCGAGGUCAUCGUGCCCGCCGACCACCACCAUAGCGACGAGGACGACCCGGUGGGGCUGCCGCCGCAACAACCUGCUGCUGCGGCUGCUGACGAGCCUGCUGCGGCGCUGCCGCAUGAUGACGAUGCGGUGGCGCCUGAGGUUGUCGCGGCUGCUAUUGCGGCGGUGGUCGAGCAGCAGCAGCAGCAGCCGGUGUCGGCGCCGGCGCCGGCGCCGGCGCAGAAGGCGCAGCAGGGGGGCGCGCAGCCGCAGCAGCAGCAACAGGCGCGGGCACAACAACAUCAGCAGGGCGGUGGAAGGGGUAAUGCGAGGGGUGGGCGCGGCGGUGGUGGUGGUGGACGUGGCGGUGGGCACAGGAACAGAGGCGGGUUGCUGGGCGCAUCGCAGCAUGCGCCGGAUAGCAGGAAGUCUUCAGCGGCAUCGGCGGCGGCGGCGCAGCAGCAGCAGCAGCAGCAGCAGCAGCAGCAGCAACAGAAGGAGGCGAAUGGGGAGGCGGUGACGAAGAAUGAGGCUGAGGAUGGCGAUGCGGAGGCAGGGUUGGAGAAGCAGCCGCCGAAGGGGCCGAAGAAGGAGGGUUCUGUGCGAGGCGAUAGGAGUGCUACGGGCGGUAUCAGGAAGGCCAAGCUCACCGAAGAAGAGCUCGAAGAGCGCAUGUCGGCCAUCAAGCUCAAAAACGCAUCUCUGACGGCUGCACACGCUCGCGCCGAGGCCGACCAGGCGCGUUUUGAAGAACGCGAGGCCGAAGCCGCGGCGAAGGCGCGUGCCCGCCAGAAGCAGGAGCGCCAGAACCGCCAGCAGAUGAUGGGCGAGCGCGAGCGCAACCGCCAGCGCAAGCUCAACGCCGUCCAGGGCCGCGAGUGGGACGCUGACAAGGACGAAGGCUUCGGCGGCACGGGCGACCGCAGCGGUGGCCGCGGCGCCAGGCGUGGCGCGCACGGCGGCGUGACCGGUCUCUCCCCUGCCGCUGCUGCUGCCCGAUCCCCGUCGGCGAGGAGGGGCGGAGCGGAGGGCGAGGGCAGUGAGGGCGGGGCGGGAGGCUUCGCGGAUGACUGGGGUGACGCAUCCGCCACCGCUCCUUCAGGCGGCAGGGGUGGCGAGCGGCGCAGCCGUAGCAGGCGGGGCGGCGGAAGGAGGGGUGGCGGCGGCCGUGGCGGAGGUGGAGCUGGUGACCAGCAUCAUGGGGGACGCAAGGCCUCGUCAUCGUCUCACGCGCCGGGAGAUCAUCACCACCAUCAGAAACACCAGGGCCCGCCUCCCACGGCCGCGGACUUCCCCGAACUGCCGGGCUCGUCCUCGUCCAAUAACGUCCCCGCGGCAGCAGCAGCAGCGGGUGGAGACGAAACGGCCGCGGCCGCUGCCCCGCAGUUGUCCUUCCCCAAUGCUAGUAAGAAGACCAUGGCUGCGGCCGCGGCGGCCGCCGCCGAGCCCGUGGGCUCGGGUACUGCAACUAACGGCGCGGCUGGUGAGACCGGUGCCACUACUGCUGCUGAGAGCGACAAGGAUAGGCCUGAGCCGCCCAAGCGCGUGGAGAGCUUCGGUCUCAGCGCCGUACUGGGCCCGCAGACGGGCGAGAAGAAGUCGUGGGCUGAUCAGAUCGAUGACUGA
Lasiodiplodia theobromae is the source of this 1926-nucleotide messenger RNA. RefSeq lists its product as uncharacterized. Lineage: Eukaryota; Fungi; Ascomycota; Dothideomycetes; Botryosphaeriales; Botryosphaeriaceae. The record is from RefSeq and is a predicted model, not a curated record. The transcript has 2 exons. Bases 1 to 1926 code for a protein of 641 amino acids.